Prunus armeniaca (apricot) is the source of this 549-nucleotide messenger RNA. The record is from the annotation of a GenBank genome assembly. NCBI's taxonomy places the organism in Eukaryota, Viridiplantae, Streptophyta, Magnoliopsida, Rosales, Rosaceae.
AUGAAAUGCCGAAUCCCUAUGGAAGAAAGGCACUUCAUUCAAAUAGCUCAAACUGCCCUUAAAAUCUCUCUGAGGAAGAGAUUUGAUGGGAUGCUGUUUGGAGAUCUGGCAGAACUGGCAGACAAAGCAUCCAAAUACGAGGAGCUGCUCAGGGAAGAACAACAGAAGAGGAACUCUUCCAAAGACACAUAUUACAAAACCCAAUCUUCUUCAGUGCAUCUGGUUGAGGUAGAAUCAGAAGAAGGCACAGAAAGCUCGGAAGAAAGGGAAGUUGCAGUGGUAGAAAUGGCAAAACUAAAACAUCCCAUUAGCUGCAAGGCUUUGACAAAGCCACCAAAGGAUCAGAAGCUGCCACCAUUCAUAGGAGGGUUUGUUCCAAACAAACCAGCACAUAACAAAGUCUAUUCCUUCGAUUUAACCAAGGUUGAUGCUCUGUUUGAUGAGAUGCUGCUGCAGAAGGCAAUAGAGACACCCCACCGGUUGCCCAAGUCAGAGGAACUUAAGGGCAGACAAUAUUGCAGAUGGCACAACUUUGAACCAUUCCACUAA